Molecule: messenger RNA, 2031 nt
Organism: Tachyglossus aculeatus (Australian echidna)
Lineage: Eukaryota; Metazoa; Chordata; Mammalia; Monotremata; Tachyglossidae
Product: vomeronasal type-2 receptor 26-like
Exons: 7
Coding region: 1-2031 (676 amino acids)
Biological process (GO): G protein-coupled receptor signaling pathway
Cellular component (GO): membrane
Molecular function (GO): G protein-coupled receptor activity
Source: RefSeq, a predicted model, not a curated record
AUGACUCUCGGAGGCAUCCCUUUUGAAUGGGACCGGAGCAUCCAGGUGGUCUGGGGCUCAGCAUCAUCCUCAGCUCAGGGGAGGCUCAGGGCUACAGCUCUGGGAGCAGGAGACGCGGUCCUGAUGCUGCUGAGGCAGGUCUUGCUUCUUUGCUCAUGGCUCCUGAUGCCAGCUGUCUCUAUGUCGGGUAGCCAAUGCUCCUUGCGCAGGGACUACUCACGGAGCUACUACACAGAUGGGGACCUGGUGAUUGGAGCUGUCCUAGCUCUGAAUGUGUUUGAGGGAUAUCUACCAGAAUUCAACAGAUAUCCCUUUUGGCUUGAUAAGACAUAUGCCCACAUUUCCAAACAUAACCAGCACGUCCUGGCCCUGGUGUUUGCCGUAGAGCAGAUCAACAAAGACCCCAGCCUCCUGCCCAACGUCUCCUUGGGAUUCCACAUCUCCGACAAUUUAUUCAGGGAGAAGCUGGCCGUGGAGCAGUCUCUGGUCCUGCUCUCGGGCGCGGGCCGGACAGUUCCCAAUUACAGCUGCGAGGGGCGGCAUAAAUUGGUGGCCGUCAUCGGGGGAAUCAGGUCUACCUUGUCCGUUGCCAUGGCCAACGUCAUCGGAUUCCACAAGUUCCCCCAGCUGACAGGGCUGAAACACAAUUUGUACAGCGCUGUGUAUAGUGUGGCAUGCUCGCUCCAUGAAAUGCUUUUGUCCAGGUCAGAAAUGCAAACGUCUGGGCCAGAGGAAACAAUGGUACCCCCUCCGUGGCUGCUCCACUCCUUCCUGAGACAGAAACCGUUCAACGUCAGCAUUGGGGACCAUCAAGAUAUUUAUGGAAGCACUGAAUCAGUCCCGAGUUAUGAUAUAUUGAAUUUACAGACAUACAAUUUUCUCGAGUGCCUGCGAGUGAAGGUCGGAGAGUUUAAACCUCAGGCAUCUAUGGGAAAUGAUUUGAUCAUUAAUGAGGAGGCCAUUGUAUGGAACUCAGGAUUCUAUCAGACCCCUCAGUCAACGUGCAGUGAGAGCUGCCUCCCUGGAUUCCAGAAAACAGCUCGGGAGAGGAAGGCCAUCUGCUGCUAUGAUUGUACCCCGUGCCCCAAGGGUGAGAUCUCCAACCAGACAGACGCGGCUCAUUGUUCGAAGUGCCUUGAUGAUGACUAUUCCAAUGAGCAGAGAGAUGACUGUCUCCCCAGAGUCACGAUUUUUCUCUCUUUCGACGAGCCACUGGGGAUUGUCCUGGUUUCUACAGCUCUUUCCUUCUCCCUGAUUACAGUCCUGACCUUGGGGAUCUUUAUCAAGUACCGGGACACGCCCAUCGUCAGAGCCAACAACCGCGGCCUCAGCUACGUCCUCCUCGUGUCCCUCACGCUCUCCUUCCUCUGCUCCCUCAUCUUCAUCGGCCGUCCCAGUACAGCGUCCUGCCUCCUCCGACAAACUGCCUUCGGGAUCAUAUUCUCCGUGGCCGUGGCUUCGGUGCUGGCCAAAACCAUCACAGUGGUCCUGGCCUUCCGGGCCACCAAGCCAGGGAGUAGGUUCCGGGGAUGGAUGGGUCCCCGAAUAUCUACCUUUGUCGUCCUCAUCUGCUCCCUGAUCCAAGUGACCAUCUGCGGGGUCUGGUUGGGGACCGCUCCCCCUUUCGCUGACUUCAACACACAAGCUGAAUUUGGCCACAUUGUUCUUGAGUGCAACGAGGGCUCCAUCACUGCAUUCUCCUGCGUCCUGGGCUACAUGGGCUUCCUGUCCCUGGUCAGCUUCACGGUGGCUUUUCUGGCACGGAAUCUGCCGGACACCUUCAACGAGGCCAAGUUCAUCACGUUCAGCAUGCUGUUGUUCUGCAGCGUCUGGAUCUCUUUCCUGCCCACCUACCUGAGCACCAAGGGCAAGGCCAUGGUGGCCGUGGAGAUCUUCUCCAUCUUGGCCUCCAGCGCUGGGCUCCUGGGAUGUAUCUUUGGACCCAAGGUCCAUGUGAUCUUGCUGAGGCCAGAAAGGAAUACCCGGGACCAGUUAUUGAGGAAACCCAAUUGUAUUAACAAAUUUACAUGA